CCGACCUGAACUUUAGCCGCCCCGGGGGCUCCGGCAGGGGGAGCCACCCCGAGCGCCGGGCUGCCGGGAGCAUGAUUUGAAGCCGGCGAGGCGAGAAGGUGGGGAGAGCGAGCGAGGGAGCGCUGAGACGCCGGAAGAUGAGCCACGCAGAUCUUACAAAACCACCACUAGCACCAAAACCAAAGAUUCUCAGUCAUCUUGCUUCCAUAGCAGCUUCAAAAUUUCCUCCAUCGCUGUCAAGGGCUGGCACACUUCACCAUUCAAACCCUAUGUCUAGGGGUCCCAAACCACCCAUUGCUCCCAAGCCAAAGAUCUCUGCUGACACCGACCCAGCAAUUAUACAGAGAUCCAGUGUUUAUGCCAAUAAUACCUUCAACAAAUGUACCAAUGGAAAACUGGAGGAAGAGCUUUAUGAAGGGAAUCAGUGCAACAAUGCUGAGUGCCCAGAAUCAGAAGCUGGUGGUGACUAUAUUGUAAUCCCUAAAGCUGAGCUGACUGAUAAUGACUCUGAGCAUGAACAGGGACCAGUGGAGCAUGAAGUCCUUCACACCCCUGAAGCAGCAGUUGAGGAGGAAAAUAACAGUGAGAUCUGUGGUCUUGAAAUAAGUGUAUCAGAGAACCAUGAAGAGCACUCCACUGAAUCAACCACAAUCCAAGCCUUUGGUCGCCCCAGUGCACCUGAGGAGGGAGAGGAGGAUGCUGCAAAGGAUGGAUAUGAAAAUGUAGACGGUGAAACUGAUCCCAGUGAGACCACACUGAACUGUGCAGAUGAGGGUGAUGAAACACUCAAAGAGCUGGAUCUGGUAAAGGAUAAUAAUGAGUAUAAUAUGGACACUAAGAUUUUGAAUGGUGAUGAAGCUUUGAAAUACACUUUAUGUGAGGAUAUUAUUUUAAGACAUUUAGAGGAGCCACUUCCAACUUCAGAGGAUCUGCCAUCAGUUUGUGAGGGUCCAGGAGAAGAGAUUCCACCUCAGAUGUUAGAGGAGGAGCAGCUCCAUUCUGCUGACGCAGAAAUGGGUCCAGCACAUAAUAAUGAAGAUGAAUCAGCUUUGAAUAUAGAGACAGAGCUAGCAGAAGAUGUUUGCACAAGUCCUGAUGAUCAACUUGCUGGUGAUUCUGAAGAAGUAGAAACUGACUUGGAUAUCAGUGGAACUGAUCCUGAUACUAAAGGGACUUUGAGAGAGAUCACAAAUGAAGUUGAUGCUGAAAAGGAGGAAGAAAUAGACUCACAUGCUGAAUGUGAAACAAGUAUAGACCCGGAAGACCCAGAAGACAAUACAGAGGAUAGGGACCAAAUCACUGAGGUGAAGACUGUAGAGGAAACAUCAGAGCCAGUGUGUGAUACAAGGGAAGACUCUGAAGAACAACAUGAAGUAGUAAACACAGAAACCAUGGAUGAUAAUUGCCAGAUCAUUCCAUUUGAGAAAGAGUGCAGUGAGGGUGCUCCUGAUUCUCCCAAAGAAGAUUUAGGUGAAAGUUUGCCCUCAGAAGGGACUGAAACGUCUAAUGAUAACCAACCCUUUAGUCUUCCAGACGUCGAAUCUGAUUCACAGCUGAAAGAAGGAUCUGAGCCAGAUGCUUUACCUGGAGAUCACAAUGCAAAUCAAUAUGCUUUGGAAGACCAAGAGUCAGAUAGCCAAACACUUGAGAUGGAUCACAGUGGUGGGGAAGAAACUGCUCAAGAUGCAACCAGUGAAACAUCAGGUGAAGAGACCAUAUCCUCCAGUGGGGAACUGAACAAAUGCCACCAUGGCAAAAUGGACACAAACUCGAGCAGUGAAUACGUGAUUGAAGAAGCUUCAGUGGCCCCUGGUGUGAUGAUUGUUCCUGACAAUGAUGAUGUAGCCAGUGACACCCUAGAUGACCCCUAUGUAUUGGGAGAUAGCUUGCCUUCAGCCAACGAAUCCCUUUGUGCUGUGAAAGAAAUGGGGGAGGCUGAUGUUCAAGGUAAUUCAAGUGAUUUUGGAGAGGGAGGGAGUAUGGAUAGUGAAAGCCAUUUACUCUCCAUUGAUCGGAAAAGCAUUGUUACUAGAACAAGGUCCCUCUCUGGGAAAGUUCCUGGCUAUGUACCGGAAACAGUUCCAGAAGAAACAGGCCCAGACACCGAACUGCAGCCAUUAAGUACAACCUCCGCCAUGACUGAUGACGGAAGCCAUAAGUUCUCUCUGUCCGAAGGAAAGCCCGUGGAACUAAACAGAGCAUUGCCUGCAAAGCCAAGGCGCUUUGUUUUAUAUCCUCGAUCUUAUUCUGUAGAAGGCAGAGAUAUCCCUGUCUCUCUCUAUACUGAAACUUCUAUAUUGGAUUACAAUAGAAUAAACAGGACAGAAGACCUCUCUUUGCCAUGUGUAAUUGGUUCCUCAGGUAGCUUUUCCCAGAGAAAUCACCUUCCUUCUAGUGGGGUCUCCACCCCAUCCUCUGUUGUUGACAUUCCACCUCCUUUUGAACUUGCCUGUAUCACCAAAAAGCCCAUCACAAAAAGUUCACCGUCACUUUUAACCGAGAGUGACUCUACCGAUAAGUACUGUAAGAAAAAGAAGUCAUCUUUUAAAAAGUUCCUCACUUUAAAGUUCAAGAAGAAGACAGAAAAUAAAGUCCAUGUAGAUGUUCAUGUUUCUUCUUCAAGGUCCUCCUCAGAAUCUAGCUAUCAUGGACCAUCCCGUGUUAUGGAGCUUGACAGAAGGAGCUUGAGUAGUUCUCCUCAGCUAGUAUCACGGACUGGCAAGCUGAGGGCUUCUGAAUCUCCAACUGUUCUCUUCUACAAGGACGGCAAGAGAAGAGGGACACCCAAAACAUUUAGCAGAAGUGUGUCACGGGUGGAAUCCUUUGAGGAUCGUUCAAGACCUCCUUUCAUGCCCCUCCCUCUAACUAAGCCUAGGUCUAUUUCUUUUCCUAAUGCUGAUACUUCUGACUAUGAGAACAUCCCAGCAAUGAGCUCUGAUUAUGAAAACAUACAAAUUCCCCCACGAAGGCCCACCAGGGCAGGAACCUUUACUGAAUUUUUUGAAGAUCCUAGCAGGGCAUUAUCUGCCGCAAAUGAGAAUGACGGCUAUGUGGAUAUGAGCAGUUUUACAGCCUUUGAGAACAAUAAACAGCAACCUACCAACCAGGAAACUGAAAGUGCCUACACAGAGCCUUACAAGGUGUGCCCCAUCUCUGUGAUUCCUGUGGAAGAUGUUACAUCUGAUGAGGAACAGAAAAGUUCUGGAGAUGAAGACAGUAACCAGGGGGAUUCCAAUCCCAUCCACAAGAAAGAAGGACACUCCAGAGCCCAUCUCAUCGCCCAGGAACUUGUGUCUUCAGAGAAAGUGUAUGUGGAGAUGCUCCGGCUGUUACAUAUGGAUUUCUAUGAAGCCCUCCUAAAAGCACUUGGAGAUGAAGAUGACAAUGACGACGAAGAUGCAAAACUCAAAGAGAGGUUGAAAGAGAUCCCAGAAAUCUACAAUUUGCACCAAGAAGUAUUGGGAGAGUUGGAAGAAAAGGUUACCAGCUGGGAAGAACAUCAGAAAGUGGCCGACGUUUUCCUUUCCCGAGAAUCAAGGUUCUGUCACCACACAGCUUUCAUCAUGAAGUUUGACAAGAAUUUGGCUUUGCUGGAUGAAGCCCGACUGAAAUCUUCCCAGCUGGAUGCUGUCAUUCGAGAAUUUGAGCAGUUUCAUGGUGGCAGUCCCUCGAAUGUGAAACAUCAGCUCUUGAAAGUGGUGCAGCGCAUAUUCCAGUACCACGUGCUACUCACAGAUUACUUGAAUAAUCUUUGCCCUGACUCUGCAGAGUAUGAAGAUACACAAGCUGCGUUGCUCAUCAUCUCAGAAAUUACAGACCGAGCCAAUGACAGUAUGCAACAAGGGGAAAACUUACAGAAGCUGGUACAUAUUGAGCACAGUGUCAAGGGACAGAGUAAUCUUCUUCAACCAGGAAGGGUGUUUCUUAAAGAAGGAACACUAAUGAAAGUGUCUGGAAAAAAUAGACACCCUCGACAUUUGUUCUUGAUGAAUGAUGUUCUGCUGUACACGUAUCCCCAGAAGGAUGGCAAAUACCGGCUGAAGAACUCCUUGGCUGUCUCUGGCAUGAGGGUGAGUCGUCCAGUAACAGAAAAAGCCCAAAAUGUCCUGAAGAUUGAAUAUGCUGAAAAUUCCCUCACUCUCUCUGCAAGCUCAUGCUCUGAAAGGGACGAGUGGUACAGCUGCAUCAGCAGAAGCAUCCCGGAUGACCACAGGUCUCACAGUGCAGUUGGCUUUCACAACAAUGUUGAACUUCGGGAAAGGCUGGGAAUAUCCUUGGGUGAGAGGCCUCCAACCUUGGUACCUGUGUCUCAUGUCAUGAUGUGCAUGAACUGUGGUUGUGACUUCAAGCUCACCUUGAGGCGUCACCAUUGCCAUGCGUGCGGAAAGAUUAUAUGCCGAAAUUGUUCAAGAAACAAGUAUCCUCUGAAGUACCUCAAGGACCGACUAGCCAAAGUUUGUGAUGGCUGCUAUGGAGAACUCAAGAGGAGAGAGCGGCCAAUAAGCAUGAGCUUCCCUACAAGUUCAUCCAGGUUUUCAAGCAGUGCCUUCUCUUCUGUCUUCCACAAUAUCCACUACUCAUCCUUCAAAAGGCAAAAGAAAAUCCCUUCAGCUCUUUUGGAGGUGGCCGCUUCAGGGGAAGGUUCUUCCAUCAGUGGCUACCUCAGCAGGUGCAAGAGGGGGAAAAGGCACUGGAAGAAGCUGUGGUUUGUUAUAAAGGGCAAAGUGCUGUACACCUACACAGCAAAUGAGGAUAAAGUCGCCACAGAGAGUUUGCCUUUGCUGGGCUUCACAAUUGUCCCAGAAAAGGAAGACAGAAAUAUGGAUGCAGUUUUCCAUCUUUACCACAAGCAAACUCUGUUUUAUAGCUUCCGAGCAGAGGAUAACAAUUCAGCACAGAGAUGGAUUGAAGCCAUGGAGGAAGCAUCUGUGUUAUAGCAUCAUCCAAGUGGACUUUGAAUGAACCCAUUUAUACUUGCAACAGCCCUCUUUGCUGGAAGAAACAGUGUAUAUAUUCCACUCUGAGUAAACAUACUGGAAAACACUUGUACAAGACUAUUUUUCCUCUUUCCUCAAACUUACUUCCAUGCAGAUGGAAAAUUUAUGGCCUCUUUUCUAUCUUUGCAAGUUCAUUUUCCACUGUAUUGCUCUCCCAUUUGAUACAGCUGCAUCAUAUUCUGAAGAUGUAGAAUCAGUCUAGCUAUUCUUUCUAAAAGAUAUGCUUAUUUCAUAGUAACUGAUUCAGUUUUACUUCUGAAGAGCAUUGCCAGCUUGUCAGUCAUAAAAUGCAGCACCCUAAAUUUUACAAGACAUAUAAAAUUCCCCCCCUUUUUUGCCCAAAGAGGCAUGGACCGCUAGCCUAUUUACAUUACUAAGAUGAAGUAGUGCUAUGCUUACUUGAAUUGCUGCUAUAUAAAGUGUGUGAAAAUACAGAGUCCAACAGUAUUUCAGUGGUAAGAACACAAGACAGUAAUUCAACUUUAAUUUACAUAAUUUUUGGAAAGAGGUUAUUUCUUUGGUGGAGUCAUUAAUGCAUUGCAGUAGGGCUAAUGGGGCAGGAUAAAAAUCUAAAUCUAAAAAUAAAAUUGCAAAAUCCAACCCAAUCUUUAUCAAGACAGCACCAGUUUCCACUUAAUUUAUUGUAAACCUACAGUUUUGUUCAAACUGGUUUACCUAGUGUUAUAUCCUUGAAAAGCCAAGGGAACAAGAUGUUACUUUAUAUAUCUUAUUACUAAAAUAUUCUUUAUCAAAAGUUGGUGUUGUCUCAUUAUUUCAGGGCAAAAGGCACUUAACUAUACUGGCUAUUGAGUAGGAAAGCCAGUAGGAAUUUUCCCAAACCUUUUCAGAAAUUUGCCUCUUUCUUGAGGCAACUCUUUCUGCUUAGUAGUUGCUUAUACCACAUCCAACUCAAGGCGGCUAGCUGGGAUCCCAUGUAAUCUGCCAGCUAGGCCAAGGCAAGUACGCUGUGGCCACUGCUGCUGCUUCCUCUUCUAGCAGAGCGUAUAUUAAGGGCUGGCAGAAGUCAUAGCACCUAACCAUGCCCCCCCCCCAUGGAAAUGUACGCUUGCCUUCUGUGUGCUGCUCACACUGUGGCAGUGGAUAGUAAGGUGGCAUCCUGUUCUUUGAAUGCUCAUAAGUUUGGUCUUCAGUUUUUUCUUUCUGUCAUCACAUUGCAUCAGCCAAGGAUAGUAGUAGGACCUAUCUAGAUGUAUUAUGACAGAUCCAAGUAACACGGGCAGUUAACAAUUAAAUUAAGACCUCCUCCAACUGCUUUAGAAAAGCCCAACACUUUCCCUCUUGUUUAGAGAAGCUUUAAUAUAGCUUCUCUACGCUUGAAUAUAGCCUUCUCUUUCAUAAGGAAAGUCCGCAUCAGGUUUAAGGCUAUAGGGCCAUAGAAAAUACCAGAACAAAUCCAGAAACUGUGUCAUUGAACCAAAGCAUCUGUGGACCAUCUUACCUGAAAGGGUUUUACACCCAAAUAAGAAAAAAAAAUGGUAUUGCACUGCAGUGAUUUAGCCUUGAUCCAAAACACUUGUAGUGAUGGAUUUGCAAGACUGCCUAGGCAUGAAAACCUGAUUAUGAUGGGACCUUAGUGGCAGCAUUUACAACCUGUGAUAUCAGUAUCACUUGGUAUCUUUCAGCGAACAGAUAUUUUCAUUUAUUUUUAAAAGUUGAAAAUUUCAGAUGUACAGUAAAAUACCUUUUUGUGAAAUAACCAUAUUUAUAUUGUGUGCCAUGAUUUGAACUGCUAAUUAAACUUUUGACUGGGUUAGAUCCUCUUGUUUGUAUAAAAGUUUACAUUUAUUCAAAUGAAAUACUCAAUUAUUUGUUUUAUUUCAAGAAUGUAUAUGGCUUGGAGGGAAAAUGGUUGUACUGUUUUGUUAUUUCAGUAUUAGUUUUUUCCAUUUUAUGAGGCACAGGAAGUGUGCAAGGAUGAGAUAUCAAAAUGCAACUUUAGCAUUCAUCUUAAAGUAAUGUUCAGUAUUCAGUCAUGUUUCAGGUUACAAAUUUGGCCUUGCUAAUGUUACACUGUUGUUAUAGAAGGGGACUGAAGGAAAAGAGGCCAAAAAAUAAAAUAAAAUAAAAAUGCACAGACAGGAGCAGAAUGUGAAAUACCAAGUGUAAGUAAGUAAUGAAGACUACAGUCCUGUACCCACUUAUGUGGGAUAAGUCCCACUGAACUCUACUUCCACGUAGACAUGUAUAUGAUUGCACUGUACGAAAUGUUUAAAAAUAAACAUGCACGACAGAAUAACAGUAUUAUAUUGGUGCUCGCAUUUAACUGUUGUUGUAUUAAGUCUACAGAAAAACUACUACUCAAAUUUUGUUGCAAAAAUAGAGUAACUAUUCAUCUUUUGUUUUAAGAAAUAUUAAAAAAUAAAGAUACCAGGUCCAUAGGA
Varanus komodoensis (Komodo dragon) is the source of this 7399-nucleotide messenger RNA. RefSeq names its product FYVE, RhoGEF and PH domain containing 5 (gene FGD5). Gene Ontology annotation, molecular function: guanyl-nucleotide exchange factor activity; metal ion binding. Bases 138 to 4937 code for a protein of 1599 amino acids. The record is from RefSeq and is a predicted model, not a curated record. Gene Ontology annotation, cellular component: cytoplasm. The transcript has 21 exons. Lineage: Eukaryota; Metazoa; Chordata; Lepidosauria; Squamata; Varanidae.